AUGGACACGACCGGGAUGGGCAUAGACGUAGACAUCUCGGCUGCCGGGGCAGAAAUCUUCCAAUCGUCCCAGGCGCAGGGGACGCCGCAUCAGACUGUUAACUCGCUGGAUUGGGGGAGCGCAAACCAGGUCUUCCAGCAGACCAAUGUGGCUGGGCAGCAGCAGCAGUCUCAGGUCCAGGCUGUCCAGCAAAGCCAGCCGACAAGGCGUGAGCGCCCCCUUGCGCCGAAAACCGUCAACACGUCGAGCCCGAAGUUCAGCCAAGCGUCUCCUGGUCAGAAUUACUCGUUCGCUUCCUUCCAGAUGCCCAUGGACGAUCCAUUCAACACUAGUCCUGGAGGAGUCGACCCAGGGUUGCUGUUCAGCCAGCAAUCGUCCUUGUCAAUACCACUGGAGCCGUCACCACAGCGGCCUUCGUCUUCAGCACCGCUUGUCAGCUCCGGGCUUGAUGGGUCGAGUGCGCCUAUGCCCACAAACGACAUUCGCCGAUCGAAGAGCACCGGAGCCCAAGGCCAGCGCAAUCAGCCGGCCCGCCCACCGGCUGCGAUUUCUCCCACGAAGAGCUCAGCUGCCAAACCGGGCUUGUCCCGUAGUUUCAGUGAAAGUGCCAGACCCGGCAAGCGCACAGUAGGCAGUGGCCGUCCCCUCCUGCCCACGUUGGCUCCAGCGCCCGUGGCUGUGCAUCAGCCCAGUCUGCCCCCUACUGCCAACCAAGGCAACGCCUUGACGCAGUCGCGAGUUGUGCGAUCCGGCGGCAGGAGAUCGCCCGUUAAAUCAUUGCAUCACCACCGGCUAUCCAGCCUCACGUCAAUCCCUGAAAACACCAUUAGGACACAAGCUCGGCAGAGGAGUGCCAAAUUGGCGUCCGUCAAGUUCGUCAUCGACGAAGACGGGCGGGCGCGCACCGAAACCGUUGUCGAUGACGAGGACGACCUCGAGCCUGUCCUUCCAAGCAGCAACCAGCCAGGUAGCCAGCGCAGUUCUUGGACAGGUUUUCCGGUCAAGCCCGACAUUGAUGAAGACGAGUGCUCCUCUUCAUCUGACGACGAGCCCAUAAUAAUACCGAGUCGCAACACAUCCUUUGAUUUUCCCGAGCCCCCUCGGAGCUCAGCCUCCUCGAUGUCAAGGCCGCCCACUGCCGCAAGCAAUAUGUCGCAGAACCGGCGGCAGCGCUCAGUCAGCGAGCGGAGCUCCUUCUCUUCCACCUCGUUCCGCCGAAACCCUCGAAACGAUCCAGCCACCAGCUUCGCGGACCAGAUGGAAAUCGACCAACAAGAAGCACCAACACCGACAAGGCCGUCCACGGGCGGCAGCCUAGGAGACGCCGCGGCAGAGCUGAGGAAAGUAAUGCAAGCGGGCACCAGCAAGCGGCCCGGCGCACCGGCCCAAGUGGCACCGGCAAGCAGCGGAGGCAGCAGUGGGCACCGGCAGCGGUUCACGCCCGGCCAGCGGAGCAGCUCAUCGACUAUCUCGGCGACACCGUCGCCGACGCACAACCAGAGCCAGGGACAGGUGCGGUGCGUGUGCAACCGGCCUGAGGCGGAAGUCGAUGGGCUGCUGCAUCUGAUCAAGUGUGACUCGUGCGACUACAUGCUGCACGGCCGCUGUGUGGACGUGCCCACGCCGCAGGACGUCCCCCACGUAUACAUCUGUGCCUUCUGCGCCAACACGCCCAACAUGCGUGGCGGGAGGAUGCGAUACACGGGCAGGAAUCAGAGUGACGGUGGCGGCGGCGGCGGCGGCGGUGGUGGCGGGAUGAUGGGACCCCCGGCGUUGACUGCUGCGUCUGCGUCGUCACCCCUGGCGCACAAGUCGUUUCGGUCGUUUCGUUGA
Molecule: messenger RNA, 1833 nt
Organism: Diaporthe citri
Lineage: Eukaryota; Fungi; Ascomycota; Sordariomycetes; Diaporthales; Diaporthaceae
Exons: 2
Coding region: 1-1833 (610 amino acids)
Source: RefSeq, a predicted model, not a curated record